Molecule: messenger RNA, 408 nt
Organism: Emiliania huxleyi CCMP1516
Lineage: Eukaryota; Haptophyta; Isochrysidales; Noelaerhabdaceae
Exons: 1
Coding region: 1-408 (135 amino acids)
Source: RefSeq, a predicted model, not a curated record
AUGCCCGCAGCCCUGCUGCUCGCUGUCACUUCUGUCUCACUGCUGCGACCGCGACUACCGCAGCGUGUGUCAGUGCCGCUCCGCGGGAGGGUGCAGAUGCUUGCGAGGCCAAGCGCGGCGUUCGAGAGCUACCGCACGGUGGGUGUGGUCUGCACCAGCUGUCGCGCGCGGCUGUUCGGGUACAAGAAGAAGAAUGGCCUGAAGAGCAGUUUGAUCAAGCUUUACAUCGAGCGCAUUUGCGCUGACCCGCUCCGUAUCAUCUCUGAUGCGCCGCCCGAGCGCCGUGCGGAACUUGGGAGCAAGUGGCACUGCCCGACUUGCAAAUCUGCCUUUGCCCGGACUGCGUUGAUACACGGCAAGCCGGCGCUCAAGCUUGCCGGAGGUAAGGUGUCAAUGGUGAAAAAGUGA